AAUCGGGGCUGGACGGCAGCGGGGCUGUCCCCUUUCGUUGGGUUUUCCUGGGGCCGCCCCUCCAACGACGUCACCUUCUUAGAUGUUCUCUUCUCGGUGACGUCAUUCUACCCUGUCCCCGAUAUUGUGACGUGACAUAGCCAUUGGCCCCGCUGUCUUGUUUUCUCCCCCGGCUCCUCCCUCCACUCCCACAAGCGGUAGGGGCGUUGCGAUGAAGCGGAGGAAUGUGCCUAAGCCAGCCCUCGGUGGAGCAGGCCGUCCCGGACGGCUUCAACGCCACCUAAUGAGCGGCGAGUUCGACGAGCUGCGAGACUUCUCCAUCUUUGAGAGCAACUUCGUGCAGGUAACCCAGUUAGGAGAAGUCGCCAACAAAGUCACAAUGGGGGUGGCAGCCUCCAGUCCAGCCCUGGAACUCCCUGAUCUGUUGCUGCUGGCGGGCCCUUCCAAGGAAAAUGGACAUCUGGAGCUCUUCGGGCUGUUCCCCUUGCAGUUUGUCCAGCUCUUCGUCCACGACGAAAGCCGCUGGCAGCUCAAGGUCAAGUUCUGCACCGGCCGCGCCUUCUACUUGCAGUUGCGGGCCCCGUCCGAGACUCGCGAUCGCGAGUUCGGCCAGUGGGUGAGGCUGCUCUACCGCCUGCACUUCAAUUCAGCCCAAGGAGCUGUGCCUUUCACACAGGAGUACUCAGCACCAGAGGACGACGAGGAAGAGGAGGAGGAGAAAGAAGAGGAAGAGGAGGAGAUCUGGCUAGAGUGGGAGAAGCAUCAAGCCACAGAAGCCAGACUUGACCCACAGGCCUCCGAACUCUGGGGACUCUGAUUCUUCUAACAUCCUUUGAAGUCACCAAAGGACCAAAGUUCAAAGCACCUUACCUCAGGGCCUGGCAGAUGAAUUGUUAAAGUUAAUAAAGAUCUGCCACUUAAGACCCAACAACCUGGUCAUGACCAGAUUCGUCGCCAUCACCAAUUCAACAUGGCUGCCUCCCAGAAGUAGCUUUUCCAGUAUGGCUGCCUCAGUAUAGUCUGCAGUUCGCCGUGUUUAGCUCCUUGGGCCACCAACGAGACCUAGUACUCACUAUUACGACAUGGCUACCUCAGCAGUCUUCUCAGUCUAGCCUUUGCUUCAUCUUUGACACACUGCAGUUACCGUUGCAACCAGCCUGCCUCCUCUCUCUCCUAGGAGCCAGUCUGAGAGGGCUGCCUCCAGCUGCCUCCAUGGCCUUGGGUUCACCUUUGACUCUCUGCAGUUGCUACGUUAAUGUGGUUGCCUCACAGAAGUAGAUGUUCCGAGAUGGCCACCGCAACGUGAUCUGUUUUAUCAUGACUGCCAUUCCAACAUGACUGCCCCAAUGUGCCUAACCCCCAAUGGGAGAAGGAAGGCGGAGCUACAGAUUCAAGAAGGACAGACACAUGAGAGCCCCAGACAACACUAUUUUGUUCUCAGUGAUAACUUGGGAAAGGAGAACACGGUUUGGGCAAGUCUGGGAUUGCGGUUAGGACUCAGCAGCAUUGUCUUGACAGGUGGGAGACAGUUUCACUGCAGCACUGUGGGGGAAAUGAGGAAAGAGUAGGUGAGGUGGGUCCACCCAGGCCCCUCUGCCUGCUGUAUCCGCAUGACCAGCAGGGGGAGGAGCACGAUGACUUGUCAUCAUCUAACACCUGUCCCUGACCACCAUAUGGCAGCCAAUGCAAUGUCAUGGUGCCUGUGAUUACUGUCAUUUUGAACCCUAAACUGGCAUGUUCUGAGCAGCUGCUGGCUAUGAGUGGUCACUGGAAUCCUGAAGUCAGUAUAUGGUGAUAAAGGUGACAGCAUAAUAUUAGGGUCAGCCUGGAAAAGCAGUGAUCUAGAAUGACAGACACUCAGGUCUGGAAAGUGUCCUC
Cynocephalus volans (Philippine flying lemur) is the source of this 1878-nucleotide messenger RNA. It is a transcript of the gene GARIN5A, whose product is annotated as golgi associated RAB2 interactor 5A. Bases 212 to 817 code for a protein of 201 amino acids. The transcript has 5 exons. Gene Ontology annotation, cellular component: nucleus. The record is from RefSeq and is a predicted model, not a curated record. Lineage: Eukaryota; Metazoa; Chordata; Mammalia; Dermoptera; Cynocephalidae.